Molecule: messenger RNA, 780 nt
Organism: Aspergillus oryzae RIB40
Lineage: Eukaryota; Fungi; Ascomycota; Eurotiomycetes; Eurotiales; Aspergillaceae
Exons: 2
Coding region: 1-780 (259 amino acids)
Source: RefSeq, a predicted model, not a curated record
AUGAGUGUCAAUAUCGUGCAGUUAUAUGGACCCGGUCUAUCCUUUUAUCUAGCUCACGGAAAACCUUCAGCACGAAUGAAUGCGCCCGUGGGUUCGUCCGGCAUGUCACUUAGGGAUGUCGCUGUUUCCUCUGUGAUGAGAUCCAAGAGGUCAAUCGGCACCCUGGAUGAAAGAAACACAGACAUACUAACCUCGAACGUCUGCCAGAAAUACUCAGCGACUCUGAAGGCACUGCACGCCAGCAACGAGUUACUCGAAGGCAAAGCAAGAAAGCUAAGCAACAAUACUGUUCUGCUUGAGCUUGAUGUUAUGAGAGUCCAACGCCACAUCAAAGCCUUUCACGGGGAGCUUCUGAUGACAUGGCAAGCCGAUAUCCUUACGCGUCUCAUCGAGGUUGUGUACGAACGGAGUGGGUGGAAGAUGCCGGGAGGUAUCACCUCCAGUUCGCAUGCGGGCAUGGAUGAGGCGAAAGUUACUCUGAUGUAUAGGACUGCGGCGCGGAAGAUCAAAAAGGAGACGUUGAGGAGGAGGUUCAACCUUUCAGUGCAAUACUAUCUUGCUCUGCAAAGGUAUGACGAGUUUUGCUGGUCUUUGGUCUUCUCUUCGUCUUACCUCAUUGUAGGUUGUCUGUUUUCGAAGCACGAAUCCGUUUCGCUCAGAGCGCACGUUCGCUCGAUGGUUGAUGUCGCAAAAGGAGAAUCACGCUCGAACCGGUCUGUUCAAUUUCUGGGCAAGAUUGUUUCCCUUAUGCUACGGUCGGACUGUAGACGAAACAACUGA